This is a messenger RNA of Suillus discolor, 1866 nucleotides long. RefSeq lists its product as uncharacterized. Bases 74 to 1753 code for a protein of 559 amino acids. The record is from RefSeq and is a predicted model, not a curated record. NCBI's taxonomy places the organism in Eukaryota, Fungi, Basidiomycota, Agaricomycetes, Boletales, Suillaceae. The transcript has 3 exons.
ACUCUUAUCAACCCACAUUCCAAUAAUAAUGAAACCCAUCAUGGACCUCCUCUUCCCCCACUAACGCGAUACCAUGUCUGCAGAACCUCCCAUGACUUCCCCUCCACUUACUUCACCAAAUGGAAUAAUAAAUAACCAUUCCAACGCCCAGCUCGCACAUUUACUUCAUAACAGCUACUGCGACAAUGACAGACUCACAAAAGAACUCGGAAAUACGAAGAAACGGUUAGAAAAAGUAGAGCGUCUACUAGCAGAAUUUCAGGCCGCAACCGUCAAUGGUGCUCCCCUCUCAGGCGAGGCUCGUCGUGUCAUCGAAGAAGCUGAGGCACGUGUAGCCCAUGCCGAUAGACAAAGAGACGAAGCAGAAGCCCGCAGACGCGUUGUUCUCGAAUCUUACGAAGAACUCAAUAAAUACCUCGCCGCCAUCGAAUCCCGUGCUGCAGAUGCACGUUCUGGCUUUCAGCGCAUUCUUAGAGAUGCAGGUGGUCAUCUUGUCUUGACCCCCAUCCCCAAUCAAAAUCAGCAUGAUCAUAGCCCUUAUUCCGCCAAUCCUAGCAUCACUGUAGAACCCCCACCUCGUUCAUAUAAUCGAUCUCAUCAUCGUUACACCUCCUCUUCACUUAGUUCUUCUGCCCUUCCUCCAGGCCCACUCCCUCCUCCACCAUCCACUCGCGGCGUCCGUCCUCGCUCAGGCAGCUUCGAUGACCCUUCUUAUCUUAUCGCACAACCUCAACCUCCCUCCAAACGACCACGUAACGAACGUGGAGAAUAUGACCACAGGCCCCCCCUCUCGGCUACCUCCAUGUCACGCGGACGCAUCCCUGACAUGGAUCCCCACCCCCAACACCUUCACCAGAUUCAACAUCUCAAUCACCACCUUAGCAUUCAACCUACUCAUAAAUCUCACUCCCGCUCUAGCAGCCACUCUAGUAUUCGUGCUACUUCGCAGGACAUCGAGGAUCUCCUCCUUGACGCUGCCACUGACGAAAGGAGCGUUUUAACUGCUCGUGAUCAACAGCCACAGUCUCCUCGUGCCGUCUUGGCUGCCCACCAGUCAAGGAAUAUUCCCGUAGGUCCAUUAGAUCAGCCUGGCGAGCUCAGGACCUAUCAAACCCAUAUUUUUGCCCCUCCCGUUACCGGCGCCCCCCAAAAGAAGGGCAAACCAGGGUCAAGUGCAAAUAUUACUCACAAUGGCUCCCCACUAACACCUCCUAACGCCAUUGUCACUCCCAUCGCACCAGUUCCUCCACCUGCCGUUCCCCCCACAACCUCGUUCCCCCCCACUAACUCUAUUGGUCAACGCAUCUGCCGCCAAUGUGGUCUACCAGGGCGCUACAAAGACAACAAAUGCGUCGAAAAAUGGGGGCCUGGGCCAGAAGGGCCUGGUACUGUAUGCGACCGUUGCAGAAAAAAAAUGAAACGGGUAGAACGGCGGGGAACGACCGAUGCAAAUGUGGCUGGUGGUAGCAACGCUAGUGCAGCUCGAUUGCACCGUACAGAUACCAUUCCUGUUGCUACGAUUACUGGGACGCAAAGACAGGCGCAGACACAGUCGCAAGUUUUUCCAAGCUCGGCGUCUUUCGUGCCGCCUGUGCUUUUACAGGACAAGAAACGCAGUGGUGGGUCUGCAAAGGACCGCGAGAGAGAUCGGAACCGUGACCCUCCCUCCCCGCCUGCGAUCGCUACUCUCCAGACCACAGACGACGAAGACCCUGGACGAAGACGACGGGGUGCGGUGUCCUCUGGUGGGUGAAACAUCCUCCAUUCUAUCACCCCUAGUUGACCCACACCUCUCAGCGCAACAUCUUCCUUCUCCCCACUCCGACCCCAACACAGAUCCAGACGCAGACGGCGAAGGUGAUGCGG